Prunus armeniaca (apricot) is the source of this 195-nucleotide messenger RNA. The record is from the annotation of a GenBank genome assembly. NCBI's taxonomy places the organism in Eukaryota, Viridiplantae, Streptophyta, Magnoliopsida, Rosales, Rosaceae.
AUGGCCUUACUUGGUCCUCACUUAUUUGGAAGUGGGGCACCACAAAGUUUUGGAUUCCCCUCAAAGGCAGAAGCGCUGAAGCUUUUGAGCUGGGUGCCUAUUGGUAUUGGUCCUUCAAGAUCAUUGUAUGAGGCAUUAAAUUCUUCCAAGAAAUUAAGGCUCGCCAAUGACGAUGAGAUUAUUCCAAACAAGUGA